Messenger RNA from Gigantopelta aegis, 2147 nucleotides. RefSeq names its product CD151 antigen-like. The transcript has 9 exons. Gene Ontology annotation, cellular component: membrane. The record is from RefSeq and is a predicted model, not a curated record. The coding region runs from base 390 to 1226 and encodes 278 amino acids. Lineage: Eukaryota; Metazoa; Mollusca; Gastropoda; Neomphalida; Peltospiridae.
AUAGUGGAUACGGCCGUGGUUAGUUUUCAAAUAGUUGAACGGCCUAGACGAACUGACAUGCGUACCGAUGAAGAAAACCCACGUCUUUCGUUAUGAGAUCCACAAGUGAACGUUCAUCGGAAAUGGUAUUUACACCCACUUUUUUCACUUUCUGCUUUGUUCGCUCAGACAAUGGAAGGCACUCGAUGAAUAUACGACUAGACUAGAUAUAUGUUCCAGUUUUAAAUCGAGUUUCUUUUGAUUCGUGCUGGUCUGUUUCCUCCUUACACCUGCUCGAUGCAUUCAGAAAGCGACUCGGUAAACAUUUAUCUAGUAUAACCUUGGACAUUUUUCUCUUCACCGAUUUCGCUAUGAUGGCUAAGUGAUAACACCAGAUUGAGCUAUCGAAAAUGGGACUUAAUAACUGUGGAAACUUCCUCAAGUAUUCUAUUUUCCUAUUCAAUGCGAUAAUUUUGAUUGCUGGAUGUGGACUUCUAGGUCUCGGCAUCUACACAAGAACAAGCCAGACCGGACUAUCUCGUGUGUUGGCUAUCCUUGGCAGCCACCUGUACUCCACCCUGUCUAUCGUUGUGGUUGUAACUGGCUGUAUAGUCAUUCUAUUAUCAUUCUUGGGAUGUUGUGGAGCUAUUAAGGAAGUACGGUGUAUGCUGGCUACGUUCUUCGCCUUGCUGAUGAUCAUAUUCUUUGGUCUCAUAAUUGGAGGAAUUCUUAUUUAUGCAUACAGGGAUGUGAUUGGCCAACAGACGGUUGACGGACUAUACCGGUCGUUAAACACAUCGUACGGAAUGCCGGGCCAGGAGAAAAUAACAGACGCCUGGGAUUUCAUGCAGAAAAUAUUUAGUUGCUGUGGUGUAGUUGGUGGCGUCAAUUCAACGACAUCCUGGGCCUAUUACAAAGAAUAUAGCCAAUGGUUUAAAAAUCAAACAGGGAUACGACGCUAUGUACCAGACAGUUGUUGUAGAAAUCAAAUGGCUGACAACCUAACAAUGUGUACUGGUAUGGCGCUUCAGAAUAUCGCACCAGUUAAAGGACCCCCGGUGACUGUUACUACGCUGAAUGACGAAUUGUUUAUGGAGGGUUGCUACUCGGUCAUUUUCACAUUCCUAGCAGACAAUGUGCAAAUAAUUGGUGGAAUUGCAGUCGGUGUGGCCGCGGCUAUGGUUCUGGGAAUGACGUUUUCGAUGUGUCUCUGCCGAAAAAUAAAGGACGAUUACUACUUCGACUAAUGGAUGGUCGACUCCAUCACGGAAAUAGUCCAGAUAUUUCAAUGACUGCGACUGAGACAAAACAUCCUCCUGUCUUACUAGCGAUUCUCAUCAAUACUUCACGAAACUGUUUAAAUUAUUUGGGAACAAGUAUGAUGUAUUCUGAAAAUGAUUCGUGUGAUAUGUAUUAAUGUUGUUGUUUUUGUUGGGGGUUUUGUGUGGGUGUGAACGGUAUGGUACUGAUAUAACAACAGACAUAAUAUGAAAGGAUUGUACAAUCAAAAUAUCAAAUCCAAAUAUAGUUUAAUUGUUGUAUUAUUUUGUUAACGUCAAGAUUAUAUCUCUUGAAUUCAAUUAAUAAAUAAUUACAUUAAACAACAAUAACAAAGUCCAUAGUGGGUUAGAUGUUGUUAUUUGAACUUCAACAUGGAUGGUUAUAAUAAACAUUACACAAAUGAACAUACGACCUAAAUCUUGCAUCGACUCGUGGAACUCGUGCAAUAAUGACCAGUCUUUGUUUACACAGAGUGAAACCCCUCAAACCAGACGUUUUUACAGUCAUUUUCAAAUAGCAGUACAGAAUCUCUCCAAAUUGGACAAAACUUUUAACUGGACUUUUUACCUGGUCCCAUGGGUGUCCGAUUUGGAGGAGGUUCACCAAUAUAUAUAUAACGACAGAUACAUACAGUGAAUUUCAUUAAAACCAAACCCUCUAUAAAUUGGACAUUUUUCAUUGUCCCUUUGUAAACGUGUAGAAAAGCUAGCUCCUCUUUAAAACAGAUACUACUUUCAAGUGGACUUUUCACUUGGUCCCGUGGGUGUCCAGUUUAGAGGAGUUUCACUUUAUGUAUAUACUGAGUUUGAUACAUGAUCACCUCUUCAUUACUGUAUAUAUGUCAUCGUUGUUAAAAGCUUAGCAAUAAAGUACAUGGUGCACCUGGG